CAGCUCCCUCACCUCGAGUUCCUCGCCGCCCACUUCCCCCCUCCCCCCUCCACAACCCCAGAGGCAUCUCUAACUCUGCGUGUCUGUGCGUGGCCUACGAUUCUUGUUGGUAGACUCUUGUUGAAUGACAAUUCCCCCUUCAGCCAUGGCUUCCCAGGUCACCGAGGUCAACCAGACCAACAACACCGGCGCCACCGGCGGGACGCCGCUCCGCCGCGACUCGGACCCGGCACUGGACAUCCACAACCAGCAGCAUCACCACCACCACCCCAGCGCUGUCGAUGCCAAGGGCCACGGCGACAAUGUGACGUACGUGCCGACUGACGUCUCGACCGUUCCUCACCACGCCGAUGCGCCACACGACAUCGAGAAGGGCGAAAAGCUCAGCGGUCCUCCUGACUACGACGGCGAGAAGGCAGCUGUGGUGUCCUCCAACGAUGAAGAGGAAGAGCCACAGCGUCGUAGCAUUUUCGCCUGGUUCAAAAGAUGGUGGAAGGCAAUUUACAAGGACUACAGGUUCCAUGUCCAAUCCGUGGUCAUCCUUUUGAUAACCGCCUGGUGGGUUGCUUCUCUCGUGUUGCACCGAAACGACAAGAAUUGGGUUGUUCCAUUCCUCGUAUGGCUCGGCUGCUUCCUCCGCUACGUUUUCAACUUCGUCCCGAGCUCCUACGCCGCCCGGCCCAUCAAGUUUGCGUGGCAUCACAGCGCCGUGUACAUCUACAACUUUAUCCCCGCCAAGUUCCGCACCUUGGCCGGCGGCGCCUUGACGCUCGCCGUCAUCAUCGUCGGUACUUUCGCAUCGGAGGAGGUGGCCGACAACACCCAUGAGAACCGCGCCGUCUCCAUCUUCGGUCUGGUGUUCUUCUUGUUCUGCUUCUGGGCGACGUCCCACGACCGCAGGCGCAUCAACUGGCGUCCCGUCAUCGGUGGCAUGUUGUCGCAGUACAUCAUCGCGCUUUUCGUGCUUCGCACCUCCGUCGGAUACGACAUCUUCAAGUUCAUCGCCGACCGCGCGGGUGACUUGCUCGGCUUCGCCAACCAGGGAACUAUUUUCUUGACCGCUGAGAGCGUCAUCGACCUCCACUGGUUCAUCUCCGGCGUCAUCCCUCCCAUCAUCUUCUUCGUCGCCCUUGUCCAGCUCAUGUACCACGUCGGCUUCCUCCAGUGGUUUAUCAGCAAGUUCGCAACCUUUGUCUUCUGGGCGCUCGAGGUGUCCGGUGCCGAGGCCGUCGUUGCCGCCGCCACCCCCUUCAUCGGCCAGGGCGAGUCUGCCAUGCUGGUCCGUCCUUUCGUCCCUCAUAUGACCAAGGCCGAGAUCCACCAGAUCAUGACGUGCGGUUUUGCAACCAUCUCCGGCUCCGUUCUCGUUGCCUACAUCAACCUCGGCCUCAACGCCCAGGCCAUGGUGUCGUCCUGCGUCAUGUCCAUCCCUGCUUCCAUCGCCAUCUCCAAGCUUCGCUACCCCGAGAACGAGGAGACCCUGACCGCCGGAAAGGUCGUCAUCCCCCCCGACGACGAGCACGAGGCCAAGAACGCCAUCCACGCCUUCGCCAACGGUGCUUGGCUGGGUAUCAAGAUCGCCGGUACCAUCAUCGCCUGUCUUCUCUGCAUCUUGGCCUUCAUCGCCCUGAUUGAUGCUUUGUUGACUUGGGUGGGAAGCUACAUCCAGAUCAAGGAACUGACCAUCAACUUCAUCACCGGUUACCUUUUUGUUCCGCUUGCGUUCUUCCUGGGUGUUCCCCGUGACGGAGACUUGCUUAAGGUCGCCCGCCUGAUUGCUAUGAAGGUCGUCGCUAACGAGUACGUUGCUUUCUCCGCGAUGAAGGAGCCCGAAUAUCUCGAACUCUCUCCUCGCUCUCAGCUGAUUGCUACCUACGCCCUAUGCGGGUUCGGCAACAUCAGCUCUCUCGGCAUCCAGAUUGGUAUCUUGAGUCAGUUGGCUCCCAGCCGUGGUGGCGACGUCAGCGCUUUGGCUGUCUCCGCCUUGUUCUCUGGUGUCAUAGCGACCUUGACCUCUGCUGCUGUUGCUGGUCUUGUUGUCACUCAUCAGACGACUCAGCUGGCUUGAUCAAGGAAUGCCGAGGCUAGAAAGAGAAGGACGGCCUUGUCGAAAUAAGCGGCAAGGAAGCUUUGAGAGAAGUAGACGAUGUACGAUGUCGAUGAGGGCGCUCCGGUUGCCUUGAAUAAAGAGAGGAAAGAAGCAUACGUGCUAGGAGUAAUAGCAAAAUAAUCAUACCCUUCGCCAGCAAGCGAGCUGACCAAUGCAAUAUGGACUACCAAUCCCCCUCUGUCGCGAGUGGCUGUUGGGGGGGUUCUGGAAAUUCAAUAACACGAUGAAUCUGGUCAAGACGUGAUCUUGGGUAUUCUUGCGCGACCUGCCUUGUCCUUUAAUAACCCAAUCAAUCCUUUUC
This is a messenger RNA of Colletotrichum destructivum, 2411 nucleotides long. Its product is annotated as Putative concentrative nucleoside transporter domain-containing protein. The record is from RefSeq and is a predicted model, not a curated record. Gene Ontology annotation, biological process: nucleoside transmembrane transport. Lineage: Eukaryota; Fungi; Ascomycota; Sordariomycetes; Glomerellales; Glomerellaceae. The transcript is spliced from 2 exons. Gene Ontology annotation, cellular component: plasma membrane. The coding region runs from base 125 to 2068 and encodes 647 amino acids. Gene Ontology annotation, molecular function: symporter activity; nucleoside transmembrane transporter activity.